AUGGGAGGGACCAGCUCGCAGCCGAUUGAUGUUCGGGUCACCGACCGGAAGAGUCUCACCAAGGAGCUGUGCCUGCGGCGCAAGGAUUACGAGUCCAUGCAGCAUAGGUAUUGUGUGGAGGAGCUGACUAACAGCCAGGAGAACAGCAGAACCAGGAUUGCUCACCUGCUUCAUCGAGCAGCAAUCCGUGACCCGGAGAUUUGCAAGGGCGGCGAAAACUCGCAGGUCUUCAUGGAGGCUGGCAUGCUGCCCUUGGUCAUCUCCUUCCUGUUUGGAGGGGCGCUGAUAAGGUGUUUCGAGGUAUGCCCAUUGUGGUUCGUGAUCUACUACAAGACAUUGGACCAGGUCUUCUCAAAGAUCGACAAGGGCUUUAAACAGUACUACGGCCAGUCCCUCCACUUGGAGUACGCUCGCACGGACUGGUCUCCGGUACAUGUGGCUGAGGCUGGAAUCCGCAUUGAUCGGAUCUUGAUCGCGAGGGUGACAAGCCACCACGUGAACCACUGCACCAAGGUCUCCUACGGCUAUGCCUACAAGAGCGGGCAGUUCGCAGAGGAUGAGAACGACAUGGCAAAAGCAGAGGAGCGAAAGGAUCCCUUUGAGUGCUCCUUCAAGUUCGACACUUACACGAGGGGGAAGUCCCGAAACUUUUGGAUUCACAAGGACAUUUGCCGAUUUCAUGGUGAUGAGACGCGCGUGGCAGCCACGCAGAACAUCACGCCUGUCUGCGUCAACGACCGCAUCGAGAUUGCCGUGAACCUCUUCAAUGCCAUGGGUUUAGUGGAUGUCGAUAAGGUCGGUUGGCGGCCUCUGGAGAUUUUCCCGAUGCAGGACCGAGAAUGCCCGAUCGAGCAGGAACUCUUCGAUUGGUACGACUUAGACUCCUUCCAGUCCCAGAGUGUGGAGAGGCUGCAGAUCCCGGACUUCUUCAGCCCACAGCUGAUGCACAUGUCUACAGAGUACGCUGGCAUUGACGUCGCCGUCAGCCGCACGCGACUGCGAGCGGAAGCGCAGGGCGUUGUGCCGCAAGCAGACCGCAUCCUUGGCUCACGCUUCGAGGUCCUGCCCAGGAGCAGCCCGAUCAUUCUCCCGCUGAAGCGAGUGGGUCUUCAGCAUGAUCGCUUUACCAAGAUCCAGUUGCGUCAGGGCGACUGCAUCCUUCUGUAUAUCAGCCAAGGAGGCAAAAUGACCUGA
Molecule: messenger RNA, 1194 nt
Organism: Symbiodinium pilosum
Lineage: Eukaryota; Dinophyceae; Suessiales; Symbiodiniaceae
Source: the annotation of a GenBank genome assembly